Habropoda laboriosa is the source of this 2711-nucleotide messenger RNA. RefSeq lists its product as uncharacterized. The coding region runs from base 1015 to 2208 and encodes 397 amino acids. The record is from RefSeq and is a predicted model, not a curated record. Lineage: Eukaryota; Metazoa; Arthropoda; Insecta; Hymenoptera; Apidae. The transcript has 8 exons.
UCUGUCUCGUUUCACUCAUUCGAUCACCAACAUUUCACCCUUUGACCAUCCAUCAAACAUGAUCUCUAAAUGGUUUAUCAGACUGAAAGCAUUGGAAGAAGAAGUCCCAAAGGAAUAUCAUUAGACCACUUUUCGAUAUUGUACGGUCUGACUGGCGAGCACGUGACAGGCCAUUCAGUCAUCUCUCGUCCAUCCGCAGCUUCUCAGCUCUCUUUUCAGACUGUUCCGUGGUCUGACGUCACCAGCAGAACGAUCGGAACGUUUAACAAGCGGAAAGGGAGCGGUAACGCGGAGCUGAGCUUGUUCCGGAAUCUCGAUUAAGUCUGGUCUGGUAGAGGCAGGAAAAUUGCGACGUCGUUCGUCGCGGCGCAUCCAGCUACGACUGGUCACACUCCGGAGAGCAUGAACGGUCUGCGAGUAACUGUACCGGACUUUUUUUUUCUACACCUCUGUCUCUCUCGUUUUCUCCAGAGGGGCCAGGACCUAGUUGAACCGUGCGAAAACUUUUCCGCCUUGUGACCCGUAUUUCGUCGGUUUUGUUCUGCAGUUUUAUUCUGGCCAUUUAAUAACCGCCCGUCACAGGAGAUCAAACUUUUUACUUGGUGGGAGGCGAAGUAUCUGUUGAGAAAUGUAUUUAGAAAUGAGGACUUGUGAAUAUUUCUGCGGCACAGAACUUUGUAACUGUAAUAAUACAACAGCUGUUGUUUAAAAUUGACUGGCUGGUCAAAGAGUUCAAAAUUCCACAGUUAUCCAGCCGCUCUUAAAACUCCCUCUUCCAUGUCCCCGCACGAGGACUGCAGCAGAGACAAAACGUUGUCUCGUUGUUCCAACUCUUUUCAUCCGGUACGAUGUUUGGCCGGACCAAUUUUUCCCUUCGAUACUCAAAGCAUUGAACGAAGCACUCACUUCUGAGGAAGAGAAAAAGAGGCUUGUCAAAGUGGUUCCAGCACAAUGUAUGAUUGAAGGAAAAAUCAAAGGAAUUUUAUAGGAUGAAUCGUACACGCAGAUGACGCGAUGACGCUGCAUUGGUGGAUGCACUGGUUCUGGGUUACCGCUCAAUUUCUCGUGAUCUUAGGAAACCCAGUGCCGUCGAGUACGGCAGAGCCUCGUGGCCAGGUGCAGGAUCGCCUGAGCUCAGAACCAACUCCCGAAAUCACCUCUAUCGAGACAGAAGACCCAGAACAACGUCCAAGCUUCCGUGUGGCAAAAGCUAUUGGUCUUCAUCCUCCCACAAACACUGCUGUGAUCUUGGAUCGUCCAUCGAGCACUAUUUCAACGCCCAUGGAGGUCCAUGCUAGCGUUGUCGAGACCAGUACAAGUCCGUUAAUAGAAGAAUACUAUGGAAACACGAGCAAUGCCGUGAAUCUUGAAUCUAUCAAGAGUUUCACACCUCAGAGGAUCACAGUAAGCGCAGAUAGGAUCCGAAAUCCAGUAACGAAGAAAGACAGCAAAAUCACGUGGAUCCUAACGACGAAUAAAACUGGAGGCAGGUCCAAGUACGAGCAGGAAGAGAAAGUCGAUGAAAAUGGGAACAGGAACGCCAGCAUGGACGUAGAUGUGGAGGAUCUCACGGUGCUACCUCUUCAAGAAGAGGUGUCUAGAAUCAGGCUGGUUCUGAAUAAAACGAAAUCGUCCUCGUCCUCUUCCUCUUUGUCAUCGUCGUCGAUCGGUGGUUCUGGUAUCAGAAUGUUUAAUCGGUCAGAUGACGUUGAAAUAGACGAGGAGUUCAUCGAGCCACAGUUGUUCGCUACUGCUGCAUCGAUUCUCGAAGUGGGAGUGAGCGAAUCUACACGGCUAAGCAGAGCGCGUAGCGCGUUUCCCAAAGAUUUCCAAAGGGAUCAGGUACAAGAAGAGCAUCUUUCCGAUUACAAUGAGAGCAACAGCGAGAACUCGAAGCAGGAGAGCGCGCCCAGAUCGGCGGUAGACAUUGCCGCUAUUACCGGAAGCUGCCUAGCGACUGUGGUUCUACUCAGCACAAUGGGUAGCCUUGGAUUCAUUAUGUACAGGCGUAGGUACCUGAAUCCGCCGCAAACGUUAAAUAGCGAUAAAUGCAGCAAUCCUGAUAGUUCAGGUUACAUCGAUGAUUCCACUAUUCGCGAUAAUUCCGAGGAAAUGUACAGCUUGGAUAAUGAUUCGUUCCUAAAUUCGUUAGAGGCGAUGACAAUACAAAAUUACUGGACAGACAGUGUGAAACAUACAAAGCUAUGACAAAAGAAGAUCAUUCAACCCGGAAGGCGAAUCGAAACGUUCAGUAUUUCCGAUGGUGAAGCACACGAACAAGUAUCGUUGUUGGAACAGUAGUACUUACAUAUUCGAUGCGUGCCACCCGUUUUCUCGAACGAACGGAAGAACGAGAAUUGUACCGUAGUAGUCCUUUAAACGCGCAAGAACGUAAUUUCUUUUUUGUUUUUUAUCAAAUUGAACUUGAUCACUAGCGAUUCUCGUUGCAAACGAACAGUCGUACAAAAUGUUUUAAAACGUUUUCGCAGACUUUGCAGUUUCUUCAAAGAAAAUUGACGAUACAUCAAAAUUGCAGGGCGCGCGCGCGCGCGCGUAUUUCUAUAUUCGCGUUAUACGUCGCUAUUGUACGCACGACGUAUAGCGGGGAAUAUUAUGCAUAUGCCUGAAUUUUGAUUUCGUCACUCGCAUCGUUUUCUCUAUUUUUCUACCGCGAUGAUAAUUGGCAAAAGUCGAGUUUAAAGAAGGAAGCG